AUGGCCCCUUCAGCAACAGACACCUCUUUCGCAGCCCACGUGGCGAGCCAAUUCCAAUCCUAUGAAGAAGACCGCCAGGCAACUUCCAAAGAAACCGUCUACACCACAAGCAACGGCGUCCCUGUGGCGCAUCCCUACGAAACCCAGAGAUGCGGCGAGAACGGGCCCCUUCUGCUCCAGGAUUUCCAUCUGAUUGAUCUCCUAUCUCAUUUUGACCGCGAGCGUAUCCCCGAGCGAGUCGUGCACGCAAAGGGCAGCGGCGCUCACGGCUUCUUUGAGUGUACGGACCCCCUGGAUGACCUCUGUCUUGCGGAUAUCUUUUCGCAGAAGGGCAAGAAAUGCUCUGUUAGCAUGCGCUUUUCGACAGUUGGAGGAGAGUCGGGAUCUCAUGAUAUGGCUCGUGAUCCUAGAGGAUUCUCAGUGAAAAUGCGCACUGAUGAGGGUAACAUGGAUUGGGUAUUUAACAACACCCCGGUGUUCUUCUUGAGAGAUCCUGCAAAGUUUCCUCACUUCAUUCACACCCAGAAGCGUGAUCCCAGCACUCACCUCACUCACGCUGAUGACUCUUUCGCCUUUUGGGACUACCUUUCGCAGAAUCCUGAGUCUAUACACCAAGUGAUGAUUCUCAUGGGAGACCGUGGAAUCCCGCGUGGAUAUAAAUACAUUCAUGGGUACUCCGGACACACAUUCAAGCUUGUGAACAAGAACGGAGAUUGGGUAUAUACGCAGAUUCACCUCAAAUCCAUGCAGGGCACAGACUUCGUCACCCAAGAAGACUCUGCUGAAUACUCUCCCGACUUUGCUCAGAAGGAUCUUUACGAGUCCAUCCAAAACGGGGAUUAUCCUAAGUGGAGUCUUGAGGUGCAGACAAUGACACCCAAGGAAGCUGAAGAACUCUGGGAGAAGCAGAAGAUCAACGUCUUUGAUCUUACACACGUCUGGCCUCAGAAGCAGUUCCCUCGCCGAAAGGUUGGAGAGUUUACUCUCAAUGAGAACGCCAUCAACUACUUCGCCGAGAUUGAGCAGAUUGCUUUCAACCCAGCCCAUCUGGUCCCUGGUGUUGAACCAUCUGCAGAUCCUGUUCUUCAGUCUCGCCUCUUCUCGUAUCCCGAUACUCACCGCCACCGUCUCGGCGUGAACUACCAGCAGCUCCCUGUCAACGCAACUAGAACAGCACAGAAGUCUGGAAACUUCCAGCGAGAUGGACAGAUGGCAUUCUUCAGCCAAGGUGCACGACCGAACUACCUCUCAUCCAUUGACCCUAUCAAAUUCCGUCCCAGAACUGUUGAUCUGGACAAGACACACGGCCAUUUCACUGGCGAAGCUAUCACCUUCCUUACUGCAAUCAGACCAGAGGACUUCAAUGCCCCACGCGCCUUGUGGAGAAAUGUAUUUGAUGAGCCUGCCCGUGAGCGCUUCAUCAACAAUGUCACCGGUAAGAUGAAGCUGUGCAAGCAGGAGGAGCCAUUAAAGCGUCAAAUCGCCAUCUUCCGGGAGGUUGAUCCUGAGAUUGCCGAGCGGCUGGAGAAGUCUACUGGUAUCAAGGGAUACGACGGUAUUGCAAACAUGUCAUUUAACGGUACCCACAACGGCAUGACAACUGAUGAAGAUAAGAAGCUUGCGAACGGCAUCAUUGCAGAGAAGGGAAAGAGUGUCACAGCACGGAAUGGAGCGCCUGGAAAGGGGAUGCAUGGGAGAUUGGAGACCAAUGGCAACUCUAACGGUUCGAGCGGUCACUAA
Molecule: messenger RNA, 1740 nt
Organism: Fusarium sp. VM40
Lineage: Eukaryota; Fungi; Ascomycota; Sordariomycetes; Hypocreales; Nectriaceae
Source: the annotation of a GenBank genome assembly